CGCGCCAUUCGACGCGCUGACGUCCUACGCUCCAGGUACUUUCCCCGCAGUCGGUCGGGCUUAGCGUGGAGGCGGGGCGGGGCGCGGGGCGCGCAUGCGCCACAGCGCCAGCACGCUCCCCGGAUCUUGCGGGGGCCUGAGCCUCUCCGCCGGCACAGGCUCCGCUCGCGCUAGCUCGCUCCGGCGGCCAUGUCUACCACCAUCGAGCGGGAAUUUGAGGAGCUGGAUGCCCAGAAUCGUUGGCAGCAGCUGUAUUUGGAAAUUCGCAAUGAAUCCCAUGACUAUCCUCAUAGAGUGGCCAAGUUUCCAGAAAACAGAAAUCGAAACAGAUACAGAGAUGUAAGCCCAUAUGAUCACAGUCGUGUUAAACUACAGAAUGCUGAAAAUGAUUAUAUUAAUGCCAGCUUAGUUGACAUAGAAGAGGCACAAAGAAGUUACAUCUUAACACAGGGUCCACUUCCUAAUACAGCUUGUCAUUUCUGGCUCAUGGUUUGGCAGCAAAAGACCAAAGCAGUUGUCAUGCUAAACCGAGUUGUGGAGAAAGAAUCGGUUAAAUGUGCACAGUACUGGCCAACAAAAGACGACCGAGAGAUGCUGUUUAAAGAAACAGGAUUCAAUGUGAAGUUCUUGUCAGAAGAUGUGAAGUCAUAUUAUACAGUACAUCUACUGCAAUUAGAAAAUAUAAAUAGUGGUGAAACCAGAACAAUAUCUCACUUUCAUUAUACUACCUGGCCAGAUUUUGGAGUCCCGGAAUCACCAGCUUCAUUUCUCAAUUUCUUAUUUAAAGUGAGAGAAUCUGGUUCCUUGAAUCCUGAACAUGGGCCUGCAGUGAUCCACUGUAGUGCAGGCAUUGGGCGAUCAGGCACCUUUUCUCUAGUAGAUACCUGUCUUGUUCUGAUGGAAAAAGGAGAUGAUAUUAACAUUAAACAACUGUUACUGAAUAUGAGAAAAUAUCGAAUGGGACUUAUUCAGACACCAGAUCAACUCAGAUUUUCAUAUAUGACUAUAAUAGAAGGAGCAAAGUUUAUAAAAGGAGAUUCAAAUAUACAGAAACAGUGGAAAGAACUUUCUAAAGAAGAUUUAUGUCCUGCUUUUGAUCAUUCACCAACCAAGAUAAUGACUGAAAAAUACAAUGGGAGCAGGGUAGGACUAGAGGAAGAAAAACUGACAGGUGACAGAUAUACAGGACUGUCCUCUAAAACACAAGAUACUAUGGAGGAGAACAGCGAGAGUGUUCUACGGAAACGAAUUCGAGAAGACAGAAAAGCUAACACAGCUCAGAAGGUGCAGCAGAUGAAACAGAGGCUAAAUGAGACUGAACGAAAAAGAAAAAGGUGGUUAUAUUGGCAACCUAUUCUCACUAAGAUGGGGUUUGUGUCAGUCAUUUUGGUUGGCGUUUUUGUUGGCUGGACACUGUUUUUUCAGCAAAAUGUCCUAUAAAUAAACAAUUUUGCCCAGCAAGCUUCGGCACUAGUAGCUGACAGUGUUGCGUUAAUAUCAAGGGUUUGUCUGUUAGCAAACUCAUAACCCAAAAAUGAAGCAGUAGAAUAGACACCAACCAGGUAAAUGAUAAUUCAGUCCUCAGCCCUACAUCUCAGGGUACCACCCCCAAACUGUAAAUGGCUAUCUAAAAUAAAGACUUUAAUGCCUGUUAAAAACUGUUACAUUUUGCAACUGUAUUCAUACAUGUUAAACGUAAUAUUGCACCUGACCAGAUUGAGAAAUCCUUUAUCACAAGGAUUUGUUUUUGAGGCCAUCUGGAUUUUAACCUGCACUUGAUAUAAGCAAUAAAUAUGGUUUUAUCUACAUUAUUACUGGAAAGAAAAUAACCUUUAAAUAAUGCGUGUUUAAUGUAUAAUGUACUAUUGAUGUGGGCAUCAACAUUUUAUAUUCUUAACCAUUUCAAGGUAAAUAUAUUUUAUAAGUAUCUAUUUAAUCUUACUUUUGUAGUUAAAUGUACUUUUUAAAAAAGCUCAAUUUGAAAAAUCUGUUACCAUAAAAAAUAAAUUGUAUGUUGAUUCAAUUGUACUGGAUACAUUUUCAUAAAGAGAAGUUUGACAUGAGCAGUUAGAACUCUGAAUAAGCAUUUUCUACCAUAUAUUUACAUUUGUUUUAUGUUUUACAGUUUUCCCAAUUUAAAAAAGAAAAACAAAGAAACAAAACUUUUCCCUAAAAAUAUCUUUGAAAGAAAAUUCCCCAUACUGGCAUAGCCAGGCAACAGUUGGUCAAGACUUUGUAAAGAAAUUAGUUUCUGUAAAGCCCAUUAUUAAUACUGUUUAUUUUUCAUGAAAAUUGAAUAUAACUACCCUAAUUUAUAAUUGGGGUAAAUCAUGAUUUAGGAAAUCAAAAUAAGGAACAGCAUUUUAUUAUUCAUGAUUUCAGUUUACUAGACUGAAGUUUUGAAGUAAAAAUUUUUUCAAGUUCUUUCUACUUCAAUAAAUAGUAUGAUGAUGUACAAACCUUAUAUUGUCCCUUUAACUUCUUAAUGGGUAUUUUAAAAGUAUAUUAUUUAAUGAAUUUAACUGCUCAUUUGAAUGCUAGCUUUCUUCAGAUCCCAACAUUCCAGAAAGUGUUUAGCUUGUUUAAUUUAAUAGUUGUUAUAAAUUUAAUUGCUGAAAUAAUGAAAUCACAUUAUUUCAGUGGUUUUCAAACUAUGCUCAUUGGAUUCCUAAGGGGUCACCAAGAGGUGGUAGGAAUGACUCCAGGCUAUCAGCUUGGGCUUUCAACCAGACCACUUCUCCUUCAUCUAUUUUAUAUACUACAUAAGAUUUCUGCAUGAGGCUUAAUUAUUUUAGCAGGUCAGCUAUAAUUUAUAAAACAGUUUGAAAACCAUUGGUAUAGAUAUUUUGAAUUGACUUGAGUAUCCUUGAAUGUGUUAAAUUAUGCUGCAAGUAUGAAAGCAGGAUGUAGGUGGUACUACAUAUUAAAUAAACUUGUGCCUGUGUCCUAA
Molecule: messenger RNA, 2950 nt
Organism: Hipposideros armiger (great roundleaf bat)
Lineage: Eukaryota; Metazoa; Chordata; Mammalia; Chiroptera; Hipposideridae
Gene: PTPN2
Product: protein tyrosine phosphatase non-receptor type 2
Exons: 9
Coding region: 190-1440 (416 amino acids)
Biological process (GO): negative regulation of receptor signaling pathway via JAK-STAT; negative regulation of ERK1 and ERK2 cascade; peptidyl-tyrosine dephosphorylation
Cellular component (GO): nucleus; cytoplasm
Molecular function (GO): non-membrane spanning protein tyrosine phosphatase activity; protein kinase binding
Source: RefSeq, a predicted model, not a curated record